AUGGUUUGCCCUAAUGUUUAUGAAGAUUUCAGAAGUCAAAAUAAAGCAAUGGCGAUAUUACUUCUUCUCGAAGGUCAAAAUGUAUUGAGCAUUGGGAAAUCCGCAAUUCAUGAAUUAAUGCGUUACAUUGGACUUCGUCUUGACCCUUUCCGAAAUUGUAAAUCAUUCAAAGCCAAAAUAUCCCAAAAUAUAUCAUUUUCGACUUCGGUUGAACUUCUCAAAAAUAACAUGAGAUCUGGUUCUUAA
Schistosoma rodhaini is the source of this 246-nucleotide messenger RNA. Lineage: Eukaryota; Metazoa; Platyhelminthes; Trematoda; Strigeidida; Schistosomatidae. The record is from the annotation of a GenBank genome assembly.